CGCACCAGCCCUUUUUCUACCCCGUGUACAUUUGAAUGUUUGCACUGGUGGAGUUGUUUUGCAUUUAUUUUGAUGAUCGCUACACGCGACCACGAACAAACGCAAAUCCAUUCUUUAUUUCCCAUACCGAACUAGCUCGAGGCCUUUGAUCGAAAAAGGGGCCUCCCGUGUGUGUUUUUUUACUUCCACCGCUGGCCAUAACGUCAAUUAAAAACCUGUUGAAGUUUAAUCAACCGCUCAAAGCGUCCACCGUCUACCAGCAGCGGGGCAGUUGAUUUAAUUUUUAUUUCAUAAACACGACUUCAUCGGAACGCAAUAUUUAAUGCCGGGUCGGGUGAUUCUUUGGUUGGUUUGUUUCGUUUGUUUGCUUUUUUUUCAGCGACUUUUGAUUAAACCAAAUCGAUCAAUCGCAAAAAUUUGCAUCCGAGGGGGUUUCACACGUGUGAGGGUAUUUUUUUUUUUUUUUUUUUUUUUUUUUGAGGGGGAAUAAAUCGAGAGCUGUUCGAGGUGUAGGUCGGGAGUUAUAAAUUGAUGGGUAAUAUUUUUUAUGGAUUGUAAUCAGUAAAGCAUUUAAAAAUUGGUUAAAAUAUUUUUAUGGUUAAUGAUUCAUCUAAGCACAACAUUCUCUGUUAAAUUAAUUAUUGAAUGUCUGGACGUCGAAUUGACGUCGAGUUGGACACCGCCUCAGGCAAUUAGUGGAGACCUUCUUCUUCUUCCUUGGCACUACAACCUCGAGAGGUUGUCAUUUUUGGCUUUCAGUGACUUAAUUUUACCCGUAGUAAAGUAAUCAGCCUUACGUACGAAGAGGCGGCCUGGAUGGGAUUUGAAUCCUGGCCCUGCCCCGUGUGAAGACCGGCGCUGUUGUCGCCACGGCCACCGGACCGCCCAGAAGGUGCGAGAGAGGAGACUAGAUGGAGGAAUAGUUUCACGUUUUGGACUACAUUUUUAUUUGUUAUUGUUCAGUUUUAAGCAACUUAACAUUAAUAAUCCCACUCUUCUCGGCUAUGUUCAAAGUCAGUCAUUGUCGGCCUCUCAUCUCAAAGUCAUCUCAAUGUUACCAAUUAUAAGCAUUCAAAAUAAUUAUAAAAGAUUUUUGUUUUGAAUUUUGGAUGAUUGCAAAAAUUCAUUACAAUUUUUUAGCUAAAACCAUUAUGGACCCUAUUAACAGUUCAACAGGGAAACCCUGUAAUAGGACAGGGCUAUACUUCAGAUUGCCUACCUUUAGGGGCUUAAAUUUUGUAUUGCACCUCGAUAAAACCAGCAUGAAAGAAUUAUUUUCUGUGCUGUUAAAAAAAAAAUCCCCCGCAAACUAUCGAACAAAACUGCAAUUAACAUUAACAAAAUUUAUUCUAAUUUAUUCUACAGUAAAUAACGAUACCUUCUUUGUACCAACUUCACUGCUACACAUCGUUAAAGGUAACGAUUUCCGCUAGUUUCGCCAACGCACAGCAGGGCACACCGGUGUGGCUGAUAAUCGUAUCAUUGCACAUAACUUUUCGAACUACCGCUUCCCGCGCAGCAACGGUUUUCGGGGCAGCAUAACGCUUGUUAAUUGAAUAAUACUACCCAGACCGAGGCCAGCUUAUCACAUUGCCGGUGUCUAAUUAUUUCCCACACGACCUGUGGGGUGAGGUUGGUACGCACUGUGUGACCCCAUGCAAAGUUUUUCAACAAAGUGCAUCAGCCUGUAUGCGGACGGUGGCUGGCGAGUCGAAUUUAAAUAGUCUUUCACGUUCCGUUGAUGGCAGACCGAGUGAGGCAAAGCAACCAUCGGUGGACACCAGUGAGCUAGAUGCACGCGCCGGAGGACCAUUCGAUAUUAGACCUACGCUUCCAACGACUUCUACCAGCGCAUCUCCAACGUCAGCGGAGCCUGGGCCACUUGGCGGCCUACUGGGUGGAGGUGGUGGUCUACCAGAACUGGGCUCCGGAGCGCAACAGUCGGGCGGAUCAGCAUCGCCUCAGGCCUCCUUGAUUAUCGGUGCAUUUCAAGCCAUCAUUACACCGUUCAAUCCGGGGAUGCUUGGUCCGGUUUUAGGAGGACUAGGUGGUGGUGGUGGUGGUGGUGGAGGCGGAGGAGCUCCCAGUCUUCCGUCCUUUCCCAUCGGGGCAAAACCUCAGAAGUAAAUUUAAUUUAUCAACAGAAUAAAAAAAUAUUUUAAACAAGAUUUUUUGAUGAAUUUAAACACACGCACAAUCCAUAUUUGCCAAAUUACUGCAGCCUGUAACAACAAAAACAUGUUUGGCCUCGAACUCGUAACAUGACACUGAUAAUCGCAAAACAAUAUUCUGCAAACUGGUUGUUUACCACCGAAGCAACUGUUUGGUUGUUUCCCACACCAAACCACCAACCCCAAUCACCAGCUGCGUGCGCGCGCAAAUUGCUGCUAUAUUUGGCCUGUUUUGUUUCUUUUUCUGUCGCCGACUAUCUGUGGCUUAUUGACUUAUCUACUGCCGUGAUAGUCGAUCACGAGCCUGCGAGGGGCUUGGCCGAGUCCAAAGUAGCCGCCAGGGAGCGUGAUUAACUCGUGACUAGGAAGUGCAAGAUUUGGUCUUUUCGUUUGUUUACCGGAUAGUUGGUUGGUGCUCGCUAGAGGUGGAUCACAGGGUAUUAAUUUAGGCAGUAUUUCGUAUGCAUUAAAUGGGGACCGUAAUCAGACAGAGAGAGAGAGAGAGAGAGAGAGAGAGAGAGAGAGAGAGAGCAUAAAUUUAGCACGUACAUUACAUAAGCAUUAAAGAGCUCAAUUGCAUACUGUUAGGCGUCAACUCGUUUCUUAACGUACCCUAGAGUUUAUUGCGGAUAUUUGUAACGCUUUUCCAUAUAUUUUUUUAGUUUUGUUCCAAGGAUUUUUGACGGUUUCUCAAAUAUUUUUGAACUCGUCCUAAUAUUUCCCAAUAUUUUUACAAUAGAACAAAAACUCAAACAGUGCUAUUAAUAUUAAUCCGCAAUUAAGAAAUAGUGCAAUUAAGAAAUUAAUUGUCUUUUAGUUAUUUUGUCAUAUUUUUACACUUCCUAAGGCAGAAUAUUCCAACUUUAAUAUAAAUCUUUCUCUUCUUUGAUAUAUAAAUAAAACGAGUUUCUUUCUGAGGUGAGGCCAUUAAAAAAACACAAAAUAGAUAUAAAAAAGAAGAAAAAAAAAGAAUACAUAGAUGAAAAUAAGGUGGAAAACAAGUAAUGGUCCAAUCAAACAAGAAAAAAAAACAUAAAAACAUUCAAAACACAUAUAAAAAACCUUGAAAUGAAUUUUGAAUGAACUAAAUUCAAA
Molecule: messenger RNA, 3266 nt
Organism: Anopheles stephensi (Asian malaria mosquito)
Lineage: Eukaryota; Metazoa; Arthropoda; Insecta; Diptera; Culicidae
Product: ESX-1 secretion-associated protein EspB-like
Exons: 2
Coding region: 1690-2127 (145 amino acids)
Source: RefSeq, a predicted model, not a curated record